This is a messenger RNA of Aspergillus ochraceoroseus IBT 24754, 2492 nucleotides long. Its product is annotated as putative G-patch domain protein. Gene Ontology annotation, biological process: mRNA processing. The record is from RefSeq and is a predicted model, not a curated record. The transcript has 2 exons. Gene Ontology annotation, molecular function: RNA binding. NCBI's taxonomy places the organism in Eukaryota, Fungi, Ascomycota, Eurotiomycetes, Eurotiales, Aspergillaceae. Bases 228 to 2492 code for a protein of 754 amino acids. Gene Ontology annotation, cellular component: nucleus.
AGUACUCUCCUUGCAGCUUCUUCGUCCCCACUCAGUACUGGCCUAGACCUUGUUAACUAGAGCAUUCCUGACUCCAUCCACCGCUCUCCCAGGUACGCUUACAUACGUACACAAUACAGUACAGUAGUUACAUGCCAACUACCUACUGUACGUCCCCUACCGAAUUUCUCUCGACCUGACAAGACCCAUUUACAGAUCGUGAUGUCCAUUGUCCUGUUCCAGCUUGCAUGAUAAGCAUGAGUAGCAAACGGACCCGCGCCGCAUUCGAAGCCGAUUUCCAGGCCCAACAAUCCCCAUACGCGUUUUUUGGUACUCCUCUCCCUCCGCUAGACGCCGCCGCUAGGGACGAUGGAUCCUACGUACCGAUCUGGAAGCAGGAGGUGACGGAUGACCGAGGAAGGAAACGUUUGCAUGGCGCCUUUACCGGUGGAUUUAGUGCCGGGUAUUUCAACACCGUCGGCUCGAAGGAAGGAUGGACCCCCGCAACCUUUGUGUCCUCGCGCCAGAACAGGGCCAAGGAUAAGCCACAGCAGCGACCGGAGGAUUUCAUGGACGAGGAGGAUAUUCGGGAGGCGGAAGAAGCGCGCAAUUUACGUACCACCGAUGGGUUUUCUGGGUUUGGGUCGACGGCUACGGAUUCGGUUCGGAGAGGGGGGCUGAUGGAUAUCUUUAAAACGACGGGGGAAACAAUUGGUGUUAAGCUAAUGAAGAAAAUGGGGUGGAGGGAAGGCCAGGGGAUUGGCCCGAAAGUGAGGAGGAAAGCAGAUCUCGGAGAUGGAGCUAUUCAUACUGGCGAGGCAGCGGGCAAGACGUAUUUGUUUGCGCCGGAGAAUCCCCCGAUGGUUGCUUUUAUACACAAGACUGACUACAAAGGACUUGGAUUCGAAGCGGAGGCCCGUCUUGGGACUCGAAAAGAUGGACCCGAGUCUGAAGAAGAAGAAGAACCAGAUCCGUUUUUUGGGCAGCGGCUGAUAGCUCAACGCAAACCGAAGGCGAAAGCGCAAGGGCCCCGGUCAGGGGCUUUCGGGGUUGGAGUCUUAAAUGACACCGGAUCGGAUGAUGAAGACCCGUACUCACUGGGUCCUCAGAUCUCCUACAACCGGGUUAUUGGAGGGGAUAAGAAAAAGAAAAAGGGAAACCCGGCAGAUGAUCUGAAGGCUAUACUAGGCGCAUCUAAUCCGCUUCUGAGCAACAAACCGGUUUUCAUCCCCAAGAAGACUAUUGCAGCCAAGACUGCCGCAGGAUUUCGCAAAUGUCAUGACGGACGUUUACCUUUGGACGGGUUCCUCCUGACCGAUGGGACCUUAGGUCUUUCACUUUUUUCAGAGAAGAAAUACGCACCUCCCGAGAUCCCCAAAGACUGGAAGUCGAAAAAGACGCCUUCAAAGGAGAGAGACGCAUCGAACUACGUUUCUCCCGCUGAGGCAGCUCGAGCCUCGACCCUGAACCCUAUAUCUAGGGCUGCACUCCUUGGAGAAGAUCAAUUGCCUGCAAAGUCCAUUUUCGACUAUAUGACUCCUGAAGGUCGGGAGAAGAUUGCCAGGCUUACUGGAAGAACAGACCUACCGCCUGCAUUAAACGAGAAAGCCCCCGAAGGCUACAAACUCUCCGAGUCAGAGAAGCGCAAGGAGCUGUGGAAUAUUGUCCCGAAACUGGACAAGCAGCUGGCCGUGCAAGCGCUUACACGGGCAGCUAGCGGAUGGAUGCCGUACUCGGACGACGAAACUAAACGAGCGCGCUACCGAACAUUUCUCGAAAUCCGCGCUGGCCUUCGUGACAGCCUACCCGAGCGGGUCCCCGGGACCAGCACUGACGAAUGGAUCACGGAGCUCCAUGAGUUUACACGUGCAGCAGAGGUUUUCAAGCCUGUAUCCGGGGUAAUGGCAUCACGCUUUACAUCCGCCUCCUCGGGCCCCAAGGGUUCUUCAGACGAGACCGGGUCACCCUCGGAUGCACUCCUCAGUAAAUCUACUGACAAACCUGAGGACCCUGCCGUGGCCGCUGCCAAAAUCGGCAUGUUCGGUCCGAUGACACGCACUACGAUCUCGUUUUACCCCACCCGUUUACUGUGUAAACGGUUCAACAUCAAACCCCCGAGCCAUGUGCAGCUUGACCCGGGUGAGCCCUUGGGUGGGGGGUCAAACGCUCCAUUUUCAUCCUCAUCAUCCUCAUCGGGGGGGCGCUUCCAGUCUGCAGGAUACCAGAGCAAUAUGCGUCCCCGGGAGCUGGUGUCACAAGAUGUCAUGAAUCAGCUUCUCCUCGAGGCCCGUGGGGACGGCCCGCUAGCUUCACCAUCGCUAUCAUCAUCCCGCAGAGACACUAAUCCCACUACUACGAUUAGUGCAGGGUCCCCAGUGCAGGUAGAGAAGCGAGAACCAGUGGCGACUGAGCCUGAGCGCAACGAAGCACUUGAGGGGGAGCGACCGGGCGAAGCGGUAUUUAAGGCGAUUUUUGGGAGCGACGAUGAAGAGCAGGAGGACGAGGAGGAAUAA